AAGAUGUUGUGCUUUCUUAGCUGUAUAUACAUGGACUAUGCAGUUCAAGUACAUGACCACGGAAAAUGAUUGACCCGUAACCCGACGAGCCUUUUGCUUCCUUGAUUUAAUAUCGCUUCUCGUUUUAUUGCCAUGAAUUUGGAUACAGGAACUACCACGAAAUACUAGUCGUUUAUUGCAGCCUACUUACUAUACUUACAUACUUACUUCAACUUGCUCCUGUAGGAACGAUCCAUCGACAAGAUUUUUCAUUUUCGUCUCGAACCGCAAUCACGUAAAGUCCUCACGACCCAACUUUUUAUCAAUCUUCCCUUGUUCACGCUGCUAGUACUAGCAGAUCAAGAAUAAACUUAAAACAAGUGUAUCGACAUCCGAAUCGAGAAUGACAGACGGCAACCCCAACAUCUCCAGCCAAGAUUCGCCAUCACCCCGUCGUGCUGGAGGCAGCCUCACCAAGCAAAAACUCUCCACCUCCCUUCAAGAAAGGCAAGAAGAAAGGAAGCGGCAAAAGCUCAAAAAGAAGAUCACGCGGAAGAACGAGGCCGCGGCGGCUUUAGCAGCCUUUUCACGCUCCUCUUCGUGUUCGGAGGAUGUUGCAGCUGCUCACAAGGAGGAAGGGGAGAAGCAGCCGGAACAACGAGAGCUGAAUCAUGACGAGGAGAACAAAACCAAAGCGGCAGACGAAAAUCUUCGUACUACUGCCAGCACAUCAGUCCAUGAUAAGUCUCGACGCCACUUGAACCCGCAUAAUUUACAAUCAGAUGAUGUUGGGAAUAAAAGUGCCGCAUACUGGACCGUUGGAAUUAGCCUCAUCAUGCUGCCCUUUCUCCUCUACGCGGUGAUACUGCUUUGCGUGGCGAAAGGGGGCCACGACAAUCAGGAUGAUCAUGAAGGUGUCAUCAAGAGCACUCCUGGCCAAGAACAUCAUGGUUUUCUUCGGGGUAGUACUUCAUCGUCGCAAACUAGAGAGCGGAAGUUCCUGGCACCGACACCGAGCUUGCCUGAGGAACCACAGGACAGGUAUGUCCUAAAGGAUGAACAAAAACAAGCAAAAAGCGGUGUUGAAGAUGGAGCAGAAGCAGGUACUGGAGGAGGGUCAUCUGCUGAAGAUUCAUCUGAGGAACAAAGCAUGUCUACCGUAGCUACAGCCCCAGUGGAAAAUGUUUUGGAAACCACCAGCAAGGAAAACGAGAACGACGGGCCAACACUCGUGAACAAACUCGCACCAGAAUAUGGAAGCGAAGUUCUUUCGGACGCGAAGAUGAGCGCGGCGUUUUUAGAACAAGAUCAACUCCAGCGACGAGCGACAGAAGUGGGAAAGAUCGACGUGGUCCAAAUCAUGGAAAGACAAGGGGAUGAAACUUUUGAACAACCGACUCUUAAUUCCUCGACCAUUUUCCUCGGACAGCCUGCAGGAGGUGCUGAAAAGGUGAUGAGUGCAGCUUUAGCCUCCACUUCGACCAGCUUCCUCGACGUGGCGCGGCAAGAACAGCAACGCUCUUUCGCCAGUCAGUUGAGGUUGUAUAAAGAGCAGAAUUUGAAAGCCAAAGCCCCUUUGGCUGUGCUUUAUCAGUGCAGGUACCCGGACGAACGGCAGGAAACCAUUUUGGACAAAGCGGCGCGGGGAAUUACUACACCCGCACAUCAAGAUGGUAGCAUACCCGCGGGAACUACCCUGGAACUGUACGACGUGCCGAAGCGGCAGUGCAGUAUGCCGCAAAAAAAAACUAGUAGCGGUUUUUUCUGCUCGUGACCGUGGUAAAGGUAAACGAUGAAUACUUUUUGACAUGAUAGAAAGAUGUGUUUCCUAAGUUCAGCACAUGAAGAAGUAGAUCACAAAACGAAACAAAAGCGCCGCUACUACAUUUUCCCACUGGAUUCCGCUGUCCGAGUGCACCAGAAUCAACGAUUGUUCCUCUUGGCUCGCGAUAGUACCGAUUCACAAAGUAAACGGGCAGAAAAUUCCCUCCUGCCUGCUUGGAGGAAAGCACGCAAAUCCGUUUGCACGACUUGAUCAACUUCCGUUUCCAACCGAUUAUGGCCCAGACAAGUGGGAAAUUUUCUGCGCAGUGCACGUGCACUCGGGUAGUGAGCCAGGGCAAGGGGUCGUUUCCACCGCGCGUGCAUCUCCUACACCUGUAGUCGCGCGGCCUUAUGGGCAGCAGGACGCUGGCACUGGUUUCGGCAUGUGGGAUGCGUUCACCGCUGCCCUGGAUUACAUUUUUGACGACGACGAGCCGGGAGCGAAGGACGCGUUGGUUUACGCAGAUGAUGACGACGAACUGGAGUUUGGUGAUGCAUCUGGUGACCAUGGUCGUCUUGACCUCAGCGAGGACCCAUUGCACGGCGCGGACUCCACGACCAAAAAUCCGCUGGCAAAGGCCUUGCAGCGGCACGGCACCUGUGGCCGGCACUGGUGGUCGCAUUCCCGGUGCCGGUGCAUGCGAUGGGAAGGACCAGGCGAAAAGCGCAAGCAUGGGCAUCAUCUUGUCAUGCACAAACCCGAAGAAAGCACCAACGGUUUUGCGUUGACUGCGGUGGUGGAUGCGCAGUGCCCCCGGAGUGCAAAAAUCAAUUCCGUCUGUAGGUCUGACUUCGGAUCCGGACAGUGCAUCUUCGAAUGCAGAACCCGGUAUUGCCAGUGCGUUCAAGACAACGGAAACUUCGCUUUCCCGGAGGGAAACGCCGCCUGCACAAACCGCUGGGACGGGUUCUCGUGCGGCGUCGGAACAACUGCCGCAACGUGCCGGGCGAAGCCGCCCCGGUUCAAUCCGGACGAAUUGUGUGUGAUGGCCAUCGAUGCCGCAGAAGCGAUUAACCCCUUCGCGGUCGUGCCAGAUGCGCAAGUUCCCAUCCACCCUGAGACUCAGCUCCAGGCGCGCGCGAUCGGAGGUUUGUAUGGGGAAGUGAGCGAGAAGCAGUUUUUCGAAUUGGCGACUUUGGAUUCGAACGCGAUGGUGGCCAAGGCCAGUGAGACCUUCCACACGCAUAAAGACUUCUUAAUCGAUGCCCAUGCGCAUGCAAGCAAGUUCAGUUCUCUGGCCUACUCUCACCGCGUGCGCGAGUACAUCUUCGUGCCCAUCCGCGGGUGGCUGCAGGCCAGUCCGAAGGUGCCAAAACAACUGGUCCAGGUGCUGAACUUGGCAGUGGAGGGGGCUUUGACUUACAUGGCUAUGGAAUACAAAUUCAUUCUUACCGUACACGUACAAAUAAAUGCAUGUACAAAUUUCGCUCGUCACUUAGAAUCUCCCACUUGUAAAAAUGCUGGUUAAGCUUGAAGGGUUUUUUGUCAUGCAGAAACAGGAGUUGGAGCAUUAUUUGUACGCAGUGUGCGGGACGAACUUUCUCCUGGAUAAUGGCAGUCGUGGCAUACGGGAGUGUGCCUGCCAUCGCGAUUCCGUUGGCGAUCUACCGGUCUCUGGAUUUUUACUGUACGGGCAAGGUGGCCGAAGCCGACAUGUUUGAGGAAGAAGAGUUGGAUAUCGUUCAGAAACAGCAGAGACUUCAUCUCUGCGGGCGGUUACUGGACGCCAAGGACAGGCACCCCAAAACGACCAAGGGUGUGCUUGCUUUGGUGCGGACGCUCGACCUAAUCCUUACCGGCAGCAACCUCGGUGAGGCUGUGAAAGAACUGUUUAGCUUCGCAAAAGAAACGGCUUCCGCCUGGGAAGUAGUCAAAGCUGCUAUCGGUGACGAGCGCGCCGCCGCCGCCGAGGCCUUUGUCGCCGCGGCCGCGGCCGUGAAGAGCCUGGCCUACGCGAAAACGCUUUUGAUGCGGCAGUGCAUGGGGGAUGCCUUUCAGGCGGGGGUGAAGAAGAUUGCCGGGGUGGUUGCGCGGCAUUGGUCGCUGGGCAACUGCCUGGAGCGAACCCGAAAGCGGAUCAACCCGGAGACCGGAGCGCUCGAAGAUGACGAGGGGUUUCGGAACCGCUGGCGGCAAAAGGCUCACGAAUGGAAGGGGAAACUCAAGGCGGUCUGCCCCAGAUUCCAUCGGCACGGAAAAGAGCACGAUGAACCCGCGGCCGUGGCAAAAACUCCGGUUUAGGCCCGCUAGGGGCCCCGUCGCGGGGACCACGACGCCGUGGAAACUCUAGAAGUUGUUGGUGACGCGCGCGACCGGAGUUGUCGGACACCCCCGCGGCCCAGGGGACGUCGUCCGCGACAUCCGUGAAGCUUUCAAGCUGACUGCAACUACACCUGCGAAUUUUCACAACUCUGUCAUGCGGUGGUUCGUGUCAGAAUGCGUAUGUGGUGGGUGGUUCAUCUUGUCAGAACUACAGAAUUUUGGAUGAAAAACGAAAAUGAAAAUUUUGCUUCGAGCUGUAUGAAAAAUUUUGCUUUCGAAAAAGUUGUACCUGCAGAGUUUGUUUUUUUAUUUCACGAGAAGCUCGUGCCUCCCAUGAAUGUCAGUAUGAUAUUUUUUUCCCCAGCUACUUUUUACUGCGCACUAAAGUUCACCAUGCAUUUGCGUGUGGCAAAGUGUACUUAAUUUUGAUUACAUGAAGGACCAAAUGAAAAUCACGAAAUAAAACAUCAGGGAAAAGUAGAGCCUCUUCGCCGUGUUGCUUUCCCUCCGUACAGUAUGAGCUUACAGAUAUGGGAACGAUAAAAGACGAUCAAGAUAGUUGGCAGAUAGGAAACAUUUGUAGUUCCUGUUCCUCAACAUAUGACAACCACACAACAGGAGCAAUGGAAGUCGU
Molecule: messenger RNA, 4700 nt
Organism: Amoebophrya sp. A120
Lineage: Eukaryota; Dinophyceae; Syndiniales; Amoebophryaceae
Source: the annotation of a GenBank genome assembly